GAGAAUCCAGUCAUCAAUGGAUGUCCAAGUAAUCAAGAUGUCAACACAGACAGUGGUAAUGCUGCAGCUUUAGUAACCUGGACACCACCUACAGCAACAGAUAAUUCUGGUACUCAGACUCUGACAUCCACUGCCAAUCCUAUGGAUCGCUUUCCUCUUGGAAACAACACAGUGAAUUACACAUCAAUAGAUGCUGCUGGAAAUACAGAUACAUGUACUUUCUACAUUUCUGUUACUGACAAUGAGAAUCCAGUCAUCAAUGGAUGUCCAAGUAAUCAAGAUGUCAACACAGACAAUGGUAAUGCUGCAGCUUUAGUAACCUGGACACCACCUACAGCAACAGAUAAUUCUGGUACUCAGACUCUGACAUCCACUGCCAAUCCUAUGGAUCGCUUUCCUCUUGGAAACAACACAGUGAAUUACACAUCAAUAGAUGCUGCUGGAAAUACAGAUACAUGUACUUUCUACAUUUCUGUUACUGACAAUGAGAAUCCAGUUUUCAUUGGAUGUCCAAGUAAUCAAGAUGUCAACACAGACAGUGGUAAUGCUACAGCUUUAGUAACCUGGACAGGAGCUAAAGUAACAGAUAAUUCUGGUACUCAGACUCUGACAUCCACUGCCAAUCCUGGAGAUUACUUUCCUCUUGGAAAAAACACAGUGAAUUACACAUCAAUAGAUGCUGCUGGAAAUACAGAUACAUGUACUUUCUACAUAUCUGUUACUGACAAUGAAAAUCCAGUUAUCAGUGGAUGUCCAAGUAAUCAAGAUGUCAACACAGACAGUGGUAAUGCUACAGCUUUAGUAACCUGGACACCACCUACAGCAACAGAUAACUCCGGUAACCAGACACUGACAUCCACUGCCAGUCCUGGAGAUUACUUUCCUAUUGGAAACAACUCGGUGACUUACACAUCAACAGAUGCUGCUGGAAAUUCAGAUACAUGUACUUUCUACACAUCUGUUACUGACAAUGAGAAUCCAGUCAUCAAUGGAUGUCCAAGUAAUCAAGAUGUCAACACAGACAAUGGUAAUGCUGCAGCUUUAGUAACCUGGACACCACCUACAGCAACAGAUAAUUCUGGUACUCAGACUCUGACAUCCACUGCCAAUCCUAUGGAUCGCUUUCCUCUUGGAAACAACACAGUGAAUUACACAUCAAUAGAUGCUGCUGGAAAUACAGAUACAUGUACUUUCUACAUUUCUGUUACUGACAAUGAGAAUCCAGUUUUCAUUGGAUGUCCAAGUAAUCAAGAUGUCAACACAGACAGUGGUAAUGCUACAGCUUUAGUAACCUGGACAGGACCUAAAGUAACAGAUAAUUCUGGUACUCAGACUCUGACAUCCACUGCCAAUCCUGGAGAUUACUUUCCUCUUGGAAACAACACAGUGAAUUACACAUCAAUAGAUGCUGCUGGAAAUACAGAUACAUGUACUUUCUACAUAUCUGUUACUGACAAUGAAAAUCCAGUUAUCAGUGGAUGUCCAAGUAAUCAAGAUGUCAACACAGACAGUGGUAAUGCUACAGCUUUAGUAACCUGGACACCACCUACAGCAACAGAUAACUCCGGUAACCAGACACUGACAUCCACUGCCAGUCCUGGAGAUUACUUUCCUAUUGGAAACAACUCGGUGACUUACACAUCAACAGAUGCUGCUGGAAAUUCAGAUACAUGUACUUUCUACACAUCUGUUACUGAUAACGAAGCCCCAGUUUUGACCGGAUGCUUCACAUUACUCACUCAAAACACCCUUCCAAGUGUAGCAUUUGCUCUGGUGUUUUGGGUUGACCCAAAAGCAACAGACAACUCUGGAUCAGUUAAUGUAACAGGAACCAGUACUUCAGGUGACCAGUUUCCUAUCGGUGAAACUAUGGUCACAUACGUAGCCCAAGAUGAUGCUGGCAAUACUGACAAGUGCACGAUUAGGAUUGAAGUAUUGGAUGUGGAAGAUCCUGUCCUCAUGGGCUGUCCAUCAUCCGAUUAUGUUGUAAAUACCACUGCUGGAUUGCAAGUGGCGGAGGUCAAUUAUCCUGUUCCAACAGCUUCAGAUAAUUCAGGGCCAAUUACAGCCAAUUUGACUGCAGGUCUAGCUCCGGGAAACUUUUCAAUUGGUGAAACAUUAGUCAUGUAUACUGCUUCAGAUCCAUCGGGUAACAGCGUAUCAUGCUCCUUUUUUGUCAACGUGUCUGAUGUGGAAAGUCCCAUUUUCUCUGCCUGUCCAUCAAAUGAAACUUUUGGGACAGACUUUAGAGGAGACACCGCUAAACUAAACUGGACUGUUACUGUUACUGAUAAUGAUGCAGUUACUCUGACUUCAGACUACAACACUUCAUAUGUAUUUCCUCUUGGCAGUACGACUGUCACUUAUAACGCUGUAGAUUCAUCUGGAAAUACAGCAAUGUGUGUUUUCACAUUCACAUUAGAAGACCAAGAGGCCCCUUACUACACAGCAUGUCCAACGAAAGUGAUGAAUACUACACUGACUGAUCUAAACUAUCGAAACAUUAGCUGGGUUGUACCAACAGUCCAAGAUAACGUGGAUGCAACCGUUAAUCUCACGGGAGUCUCAGAAAGUCACUCGUCAGGAUCGCAGUUCUUUGUAGGCACAACUAAAGUUAUUUACCAAGCUACUGAUCUCUCUGGGAAUACGGGCAAUUGUACUUUUGAUAUAACAAUCAAUGAUGAACAGCCACCAGAUUUCACCGGUUGUCCCUCCAACAUGAACGUAUCAACAGGUUUAGGUCAACCAAAUGCUACUGUGAAAUGGUCAGCACCUAGUUUCACAGACAAUGUAGAUGUCAAUGUUACAUCAUCUCAUGCAUCUGGGGAUCAGUUCAACAUUGGGGUUACAGAUGUGUUUUAUAAUGGAAGUGAUAGUGCAGGGAACAUUGCUUCUUGUGUUUUCACCAUAACUGUGUCUGACAAUGAAAACCCAGUCAUCAAUGGAUGUCCAAGUAAUCAAGAUGUCAACACAGACAGUGGUAAUGCUACAGCUUUAGUAACCUGGACACCACCUACAGCAACAGAUAAUUCUGGUACUCAGAAACUGACAUCCACUGCCAAUCCUGGAGAUUACUUCCCUAUUGGAAACAACACAGUGACUUACACCUCAACAGAUGCUGCUGGAAAUUCAGAUACAUGUACUUUCUACAUAUCUGUUACUGACAAUGAGAAUCCAGUUAUCAGUGGAUGUCCAAGUAAUCAAGAUGUCAACACAGACAGUGGUAAUGCUACAGCUUUAGUAACCUGGACACCACCUACAGCAACAGAUAAUUCUGGUACUCAGACACUGACAUCCACUGCCAAUCCUGGAGAUUACCUUUCUAUCGGAAACAACUCAGUGACUUACAAAUCAACAGAUGCUGCUGGAAAUACAGAAACAUGUACUUUCUACAUAUCUGUUACUGACAAUGAAGAUCCAGUCAUCAAUGGAUGUCCAAGUAAUCAAGAUGUCAGCACAGACAGUGGUAAUGCUACAGCUGUAGUAACCUGGACACCACCUACAGCAACAGAUAAUUCUGGUACUCAGACACUGACAUCCACUGCCAAUCCUGGAGAUUACCUUCCUAUUGGAAACAACACAGUGACUUACACGUCAAUAGAUUCUGCAGGAAAUACGGUCAACUGUGUCUUCUACGUUGUUGUAACAGAUGAACAGCCACCAGAUUUCACCGGUUGUCCCUCCAACAUGAACGUAUCAACAGGUUUAGGUCAACCAAAUGCUACUGUGAAAUGGUCAGCACCUAGUUUCACAGACAAUGUAGAUGUCAAUGUUACAUCAUCUCAUGCAUCUGGGGAUCAGUUCAACAUUGGGGUUACAGAUGUGUUUUAUAAUGGAAGUGAUAGUGCAGGGAACAUUGCUUCUUGUGUUUUCACCAUAACUGUGUCUGACAAUGAAAACCCAGUCAUCAAUGGAUGUCCAAGUAAUCAAGAUGUCAACACAGACAGUGGUAAUGCUACAGCUUUAGUAACCUGGACACCACCUACAGCAACAGAUAAUUCUGGUACUCAGAAACUGACAUCCACUGCCAAUCCUGGAGAUUACUUCCCUAUUGGAAACAACACAGUGACUUACACCUCAACAGAUGCUGCUGGAAAUUCAGAUACAUGUACUUUCUACAUAUCUGUUACUGACAAUGAGAAUCCAGUUAUCAGUGGAUGUCCAAGUAAUCAAGAUGCCAACACAGACAGUGGUAAUGCUACAGCUUUAGUAACCUGGACACCACCUACAGCAACAGAUAAUUCUGGUACUCAGACGCUGACAUCCACUGCCAAUCCUGGAGAUUACCUUCCUAUCGGAAACAACUCAGUGACUUACAAAUCAACAGAUGCUGCUGGAAAUACAGAAACAUGUACUUUCUACAUAUCUGUUACUGACAAUGAAGAUCCAGUCAUCAAUGGAUGUCCAAGUAAUCAAGAUGUCAGCACAGACAGCGGUAAUGCUACAGCUGUAGUAACCUGGACACCACCUACAGCAACAGAUAAUUCUGGUACUCAGACACUGACAUCCACUGCCAAUCCUGGAGAUUACCUUCCUAUUGGAAACAACACAGUGACUUACACAUCAAUAGAUUCUGCUGGAAAUGCGGUCAACUGUGUCUUCUACCUUGUUGUAACAGACGAUGAGGAUCCAGUCAUCAGUGGAUGUCCCAGUGAUCAGAAUGUUGGCACAGACAGUGGUAAUGCUACAGCUGUAGUAACCUGGACACCACCUACAUCAACAGAUAAUAAUCGUAAGCUGACACUGACGUCUACUGCCAAUCCUGGGGAUUAUUUUCCAAUUGGAAAUACCAUAGUGAACUACACAUCAACGGAUACUGCAGGGAAUACAGAAGUCUGUACCUUCAAUAUAGUUGUGACUGAUGAUGAAGACCCUGUUAUAAUUGGAUGCUAUGUCUCACUUUCAUCAGUAUCACUGCCUGGUGAGGCCUUUGAUAAUGUAAACUUUGUUGAACCGAUGGUCACAGACAACUCUGGUGCUGUUACUAUAAGUGGAUCCCAUGUUUCAGGAACCAUGUUUUACAUUGGAGAAACAGAGGUCACAUUUAAUGCCACAGAUCCUUCUGGGAAUACUGCCAUGUGUUCCUUUCCUAUAACUGUACUUGAUAUGGAAGAUCCUGUCCUCAUGGGCUGUCCAUCAUCCGAUUAUGUUGUAAAUACCACUGCUGGAUUGCCAGUGGCGGAGGUCAAUUAUCCUGUUCCAACAGCUUCAGAUAAUUCAGGGCCAAUUACAGCCAAUUUGACUGCAGGUCUAGCUCCGGGAAACUUUUCAAUUGGUGAAACAUUAGUCAUGUAUACUGCUUCAGAUCCAUCGGGUAACAGCGUAUCCUGCUCCUUUUUUGUCAACGUGUCUGAUAUUGAGCAGCCUGUCUUAAGCUGUCCUCAUAAGAUCUCCCAGAACACUGAGCCUGGUCUCCCGAUAGCCACGGUCAAUUGGAUUGAUGCUAUGGUAACUGACAACUCCGGAUCGUUCAACUUGUCAUCAGAUUUCUCUAGUCCUGCUAACUUCACCAUUGGACAACAUGCAGUCACCUUUACUGCACGUGAUCCGUAUGGCAAUGAGGCAGCCUGUACUUUCUAUAUUAUUGUUACUGACAAUGAGAAUCCAGUCAUCAGUGGAUGUCCUAGUAAUCAAGAUGUCAACUCAGAGAGUGGUAAUGCUACAGCUUUAGUAACCUGGACACCACCUACAGCAACCGAUAAUUCUGGUAACCAGACACUGACAUCCACUGCUAAUCCUGGAGAUUACUUCCCCAUUGGAAACAACACAGUGAAUUACACAUCAACAGAUGCUGCUGGAAAUACAGAUACAUGUACUUUCUACAUAUCUGUUACUGACAAUGAGAAUCCAGUCAUUAGUGGAUGUCCAAGUAAUCAAGAUGUCAACACAGACAGUGGUAAUGCUACAGCUUUAGUAACCUGGACACCACCUACAGCAACAGAUAACUCUGGUACUCAGACACUGACAUCCACUGCCAAUCCUGGAGAUUACUUCCCUAUUGGAAAUACCACAGUGAAUUACACAUCAACAGAUGCUGCUGGAAAUACAAAUACAUGUACUUUCUACAUAUCUGUUACUGACAAUGAAGAUCCAGUCAUCAGUGGAUGUCCAAGUAAUCAAGAUGCCAACACAGACAGUGGUAAUGCUACAGCUUUAGUAACCUGGACACCACCUACAGCAACAGAUAACUCUGGUACUCAGACACUGACAUCCACUGCCAAUCCUGGAGAUUACUUCCCCAUUGGAAACAACACAGUGAAUUACACAUCAACAGAUUCGGAUGGAAAUACAGAUACAUGUACUUUCUACAUAUCUGUUACUGACAAUGAAAACCCAGUCAUCAGUGGAUGUCCAAGUAAUCAAUAUGUCAACACAGACAGUGGUAAUGCUACAGCUUUAGUAACCUGGACACCACCUACAGCAACUGAUAAUUCUGGUACUCAGACACUGAAAUCCACUGCCAAUCCUGGAGAUUACUUCCCUAUUGGAAAUACCACAGUGAAUUACAAAUCAACAGAUGCUGCUGGAAAUACAGAUACAUGUACUUUCUACAUAUCUGUUACUGACAAUGAAGAUCCAGUCAUCAGUGGAUGUCCAAGUAAUCAAAAUGUCAACACAGACACGGGUAAUGCUACAGCUUUAGUAACCUGGACACCACCUACAGCAACAGAUAGCGCUGCUAACCAAACACUGACAUCUACAGCCAAUCCUGGAGAUUACUUCCCCAUUGGAAACAACACAGUGAAUUACACAUCAACAGAUGCUUCUGGAAAUGCAGAUACAUGUACUUUCUACAUAUCUGUUACUGACAAUGAGAAUCCAGUCAUCAGUGGAUGUCCAAGUAAUCAAGAUGUCAACACAGACAGUGGUAAUGCUACAGCUGUAGUAACCUGGACACCACCUACAGCAACAGAUAACUCUGGUACUCAGACACUGACAUCCACUAACAAUCCUGGAGAUUACUUUCCUAUUGGAAAUACCACAGUGACUUACACAUCAACAGAUGCUGCUGGAAAUACAAAUACAUGUACUUUCUACAUAUCUGUUACUGACAAUGAAGAUCCAGUCAUCAGUGGAUGUCCAAGUAAUCAAGAUGCCAACACAGACAGUGGUAAUGCUACAGCUUUAGUAACCUGGACACCACCUACAGCAACAGAUAACUCUGGUACUCAGACACUGACAUCCACUGCCAAUCCUGGAGAUUACUUCCCCAUUGGAAACAACACAGUGAAUUACACAUCAACAGAUUCGGCUGGAAAUACAGAUACAUGUACUUUCUACAUAUCUGUUACUGACAAUGAAAACCCAGUCAUCAGUGGAUGUCCAAGUAAUCAAUAUGUCAACACAGACAGUGGUAAUGCUACAGCUUUAGUAACCUGGACACCACCUACAGCAACUGAUAAUUCUGGUACUCAAACACUGAAAUCCACUGCCAAUCCUGGAGAUUACUUCCCUAUUGGAAAUACCACAGUGAAUUACAAAUCAACAGAUGCUGCUGGAAAUACAGAUACAUGUACUUUCUACAUAUCUGUUACUGACAAUGAAGAUCCAGUCAUCAGUGGAUGUCCAAGUAAUCAAAAUGUCAACACAGACACGGGUAAUGCUACAGCUUUAGUAACCUGGACACCACCUACAGCAACAGAUAGCGCUGCUAACCAAACACUGACAUCUACAGCCAAUCCUGGAGAUUACUUCCCCAUUGGAAACAACACAGUGAAUUACACCUCAACAGAUGCUUCUGGAAAUAUAGAUACAUGUACUUUCUACAUAUCUGUUACUGACAAUGAGAAUCCAGUCAUCAGUGGAUGUCCAAGUAAUCAAGAUGUCAACACAGACAAUGGUAAUGCUACAGCUGUAGUAACCUGGACACCACCUACAGCAACAGAUAAUUCUGGUACUCAGACACUGACAUCCACUGCCAAUCCUGGAGAUUACUUCCCUAUUGGAAACAACAUAGUGAAUUACACCUCAACAGAUGCUGCUGGAAAUACAGAAACAUGUACUUUCUACAUCAAUGUGACAGAUAUCGAGCAGCCUGUCCUAAGCUGUCCUAAUAAGAUCUCCCAGAACACUGAGCCUGGUCUCCCGAUAGCCACGGUCAAUUGGAUUGAUGCUAUGGUAACUGACAACUCCGGAUCGUUCAACUUGUCAUCAGAUUUCUCUAGUCCUGCUAACUUCACCAUUGGGCAACAUGCAGUCACCUUUACUGCACGUGAUCCGUAUGGCAAUGAGGCAGCCUGUACUUUCUAUAUUAUUGUUACUGAUGGAGAAAGCCCGGUGAUUUCUGGUUGCUCCAGUAACAUUACAGUGAAUUCUUCUGCUGGUCUCCCUGUUGCCGAGGUAUCAUGGACAGAACCAAAGGUAACAGAGAACUCCGGCAACUACACUUUGAGCCAAACUCAAGGAAGUCCUUCUGGAAGUAAUUUUUCUCUUGGAGAUACUCUAAUUAUGUACAUAGCUAUGGAUAAUGGAGGGCUCAUGGACAGCUGUCAAUUCACCAUUACGGUUCUUGAUGUGGAAGCCCCCGUCUUGGUGUGUCCAGACAAUGUGAUGAAUAACACCGAAUCGGGCCUGAACUCUGCAAACCUGACCUGGAUGGAACCAACAUAUUCUGACAACUCUGGCAAUGUGAAUGUUACUUCUGAUUAUCCGUCUGGUGCUCGGUUUGGUAUUGGCACAACCGUGGUUACAUACACUGCUGAAGAUAACUCAGGAAACACUGCAACUUGUUCAUUCAAUAUCACUGUGUAUGAUGAGGAGCUUCCCACAUUCACACCUUGUCCCUCGGACAUCGCAGUAGACCAGAACAAUGGCACCAACUUUGCAUCCGUUUCCUUCGGCAAUAUCACAAUCAAUGACAAUGAUGUUGUGACGGUUACCAAUUACAGCCACAACUCUGGGGACACCUUCUUCAUUGGUGAUACCCAGGUUACAAUCUAUGCUGAAGAUGCAUCUGAAAACAACAACACUUGUCAAUUUAUGGUUACUGUUCGUGACACCGAGGAUCCCGUACUUGACUGUCUAUCAGACAUCGUUGUGAAUGCCACAGCUGGACAACCAAAUGCCGUAGUAAAUUGGAUUCCUCCCAAUGCUACUGAUAACUCUGGCACUUAUGAUCUGACCUUUAAUAAAGAGGUUGGCUCAACCUUUGAUAUCGGUUCCUUUGAAGUGGUUUAUAUAGCAUCAGAUGAUGCUGGAAACACAGACAGGUGUACCUUCAUGGUCACUGUACAAGAUGUUGAGGACCCAGUCUUCACGUUCUGCCCAACCAAUCAAGAGGCCUUUGCAUACAUCAAUGUAAGCGUUGAUUGGAUAAUACCACAGGCCAGUGACAAUUCCCUUGGGCCCAUCUUGCUGACAUCUAAUUAUGCAAAUGGUACUGAAUUUCCAGUUGGGAACUACACUGUCACUUACACGGCUGCUGAUCCAUCCUCCAACUCUGCAACAUGUUCCUUCAUUGUUACAGUUUAUGCUAAUGAUUCAGUGGUACCGUUCAUCAUGUGUCCAAAUGACAUCAUGCUAGACACUUUUACUGGCUUAGACUACAGGAAUAUAACGUGGGGUGCACUCACCUACUCAGACAACAUGGAAGUAGUGUCUGUGGACUCAAACUAUCUCAAUAAUAGUUCUCCGUUUUAUAUUGGUACAUCAGUGGUCAUGUAUAAUGUCACUGACCGAGCUGGCAACGUUGCAUCCUGUGACUUCUCUGUGACAGUGCUUGAUAAUGAAGAUCCAAUGUUGUUGAACUGUCCAUCCAACAUGUCUCAAGUGGCUGAUGCAGGUCUGCCUGACACUGCAGUCAACUGGACCAUGGUCAAUGCUACUGAUAAUUCUGGCCAAGUCAGGAAACUAGUCUCCACUUUCCUAUCAGGGACAAGAUUUCCCAUUGGAACCACUACAGUCACAUACCAUGUUGAGGAUCCUUCAAAAAAUUAUGCCUCUUGUUCCUUUGAUGUCACAGUCAUUGAUGACCAACUACCAACAGUGGUUGCCUGUCCAAAGAACACAAUCCUGGGUACAGAUUUAAAUGCAAACACUGCGAUGGUGAUGUGGGUACCUGUUACAUUCAUUGAUAAUUCUGGCAGUGUGAAUGUAACAACCACGCACACCUCCGGGAAUACUUUCCCACUUGGCCUGACCUUUGUUAACUUCACAGCCAGGGAUCCUUCUGGCAAUGAGGCUUUGUGUCAGUUUAGUGUUUCUGUUUUUGAUGAUGAGGCUCCUGUGUUCUCGUCAUGCCCAUCAGACUUCAAUGUCACAGCUGAUGAGGGAUCUAUAAACACCACAGUCACCCUAACUAAUAUCACAUUCACUGACAAUGUCACACCGACACCCAGCCUUGUACUGAACAACAGCCACAAGUCACCAUUGGUUCUUGAGAUUGGACAGCAUGUCAUCAAUUCAUCAGCAACCGAUGAAGCUGGUCUGGUGGGAUACUGCACAUAUACCAUCACUGUCUUGGAUGACCAAGGUCCUAACAUCACUUGCCCAGUUGACAUUGUGAAUGUAACAGAUCCAGGUCUAGCUGUAGCCUCAAUCUCCUGGUCUGAUGCUGUAGCAAGUGACAACACUGGAUCUCUCGCAGUCUCUUCAGACAUUGCUAGUGGUUCUAACUUCACUAUUGGUGAAACAACAGUGACCUACAGUACUACUGAUCCAUCAGGAAACACAGCCAUGUGCUCUUUUACAGUCACAAUCUCAGAUGAAGAACUCCCUGUGAUCAGCAAUUGCCCAUCGGACAUUAACGUGACAACAGAUGCCAAUAGUGAUUCUAAGAGCAAUGUGACUUGGGUAGAACCAACCGCUACAGACAACACAGUAGUUGUAGCCUUGUCUGGGUCUGAGGAUCCAGGAAUGUCAUUCACUAUUGGGGAACAAGAAGUAACCUAUACAGCUGCUGAUCAGUAUGGAAAUGAGGACUUGUGUGUUUUCACUAUUAGAGUUACAGAUGUGGAAAAUCCCGUGUUCACCAGUACACCUAAUAGCACUACAACUACUGCUGAUCCUGGCCAGGCGGGAGCCUUUGUGACACUGACACCGGUCACUGCUACAGACAACUCUGGCUCAUACAUGAUAUCAUCAACAGCUCCUGGAAACUCUUUCUAUCCUAUCGGUGAAACCAGUGUUCUCUUCAUGGUUGUGGAUUCCUCUGGAAACCAGGCAGAAAAGACUAUUUUGGUGACUGUUACAGAUGAUGAAGCCCCAGAAUAUGAUAUGUGUCCUGGUAACCUACAAGUAUCUGCAGAUCAAGGAUCAACAAAUGCUACAGUAGCAUGGAAUGUCCCAGUUUUUUCAGACAACUCUGGCAAUGUCAACGUCACUGAAAACUAUGCCCCACCGACUGUAUUUGGUCUUGGAUCAUACGUUGUUAUAUACAAUGCAACAGAUGCAUCUGGAAAUAGAAUUGUCUGCAUGUUCAAUAUCACGGUGCUGGAUAAAGAAGCUGCAAACAUCACCUGUCCAGCAGAUAUCAGCCUGUCUACCCCUGCUCUACAGUCCUAUGUGACUGUAAACUGGUCUGAUGCUGUAGCCAUAGACAACACAGGACCACUCAACGUCACCUCUGACAUUGCCAGUGGUUCCAACUUCACCAUCGGUUUAACAACAGUCACAUACUCUACACAAGAUACUGCUGGGAACCCUGCAUCCUGUUCAUUUGUAGUGAAUGUCACUGACAACCUAAGUCCAGUGUUUGAUGCUUGCCCGAGUAACAUGACCUUCACAACUCCAGCUGGGGAGGCUACCAGGGUGGUGGGAUGGACAGUAUCUGUGUCGGAUAACUCUGGUUUUGUAUCCAUAUCAAGUACCUAUAAUGUCAAUGAUUCCUUCCCUGUGGGUGUGACACCCGUCUCAUAUACUGCAGUGGAUGGAAGUGGAAACAGUGCUGAAUGUGUCUUUAAUUUGGUCAUCAGUGAUGAGGAAUCUCCAGUGUUCCUGUACUGCCCAAGUUCUUUGUCCCCUAUCCUGGAUACUGGUAACUCUACCCAAGUGGUCAGCUGGUCAAAUCCUGUGGUCACUGACAAUACAGACAAUUACAACCUCAUGUCCAACCAUCAAUCUGGAGAUGCUUUCCCACUUGGCUCAACGGUCGUAGAGUACUUGGCUGUUGAUAACUAUGGCAAUAAUGCAACUUGCACCUUCACAGUCACUGUCCGUGAUUUGGAGGACCCUGUAUUUAGCAUAUGCAAUACAUCAGAUAUCAUGCAGAAUACUGCCACUGGCCUUCCAAACGCCUCUGUUAGUUGGACCGAGCCUGCAGCCAUGGACAAUACUCACAAUGUCACCGUGACUGGAGAUUAUUCUCCUGGUGAUGUGUUCCCAAUCGGUUCAACCCUGGUGACUUACACAGCAACUGAUUCUUCUGGCAACAUGGCCAUGUGUCCUUUCACAGUGAUUGUCGUUGAUGCCGAGCUUCCUGACAUUCAGAACUGUCCAAUGAACCUGUCAGUGUCUACUGACCCAGGUUCUGAUCAAGCCACCUGGAUUACCUGGAUUCAGCCUUCUGCAUCGGAUAACUCUGGUUCAGUUGGUAUUGUUGGUUCCAGGAAUCCAAUUGAUACCUUCACUUUUGGUACCAGUGCAGUGUAUUACAUGGCAGUAGAUGGUGCUGGAAACCAACAGGAAUGUGUCUUUUUUGUAACAGUGGAAGACAAUGAGGAUCCAACAUUCACCACCUGUCCAGAGUCCAUUUUGUCUGGAACCGACCCUUCAGUUGACACGGCUGUGGUGUGGUGGACGAUACCAACUACCUCUGACAACACUGGCAUUGAUUCAUUGGUGUCUGAUUAUACUCCAGGCCAGAUGUUUCCUAUUGGUAACACACUGGUAACCUACAAUGUUACAGACUUGGCUGGAAACCUUGCCAUGUGCUCCUUCUAUGUCAAUGUUACAGAUGAUAUGCUUCCAUCAGUGCUGUCUUGCCCGAAUGAUAUUAACACUGCAUCAGAUGUUGGAUCUAUCAACACAACAGUGGUAUGGGCUGUUCCAAGAUUCAAUGACAAUGAUGGCAAUGUGACCUUGACUUCAAACUAUGAUCCACCAACUGUCUUCAACAUUGGGGUCUAUACCAUCAUGUACAAUGCCACUGAUAUGUCUGGAAAUGUUGCUAAGUGUAUCUUUGUGGUGACUGUGUUGGAUGAGGAAGCUCCAACCAUCACUUGCCCAGCUGACAUUGUGAAUAUAACAGAUCCAGGUCUAGCUGUAGCCUCAAUCUCCUGGUCUGAUGCUGUAGCAACUGACAACACUGGAUCUCUCGCAGUCUCUUCAGACAUUGCCAGUGGUUCUAACUUCACUUUUGGUGAAACAACAGUGACCUACGAUACUACUGAUCCAUCAGGAAACACAGCUAUGUGCUCUUUUACUGUUACAAUCUCAGAUGAGGAACUACCAAGCAUUUCAUUCUGUCCAAGCAACAUCUCCAAGUCAGCGGACCCUGGGUCAAUGACAAGCACUGUGACGUGGACUUUGCCAGACUUCACUGACAAUGUAGGUGUUGUCUUUGUUAAGGAUUCACAUCAGCCUCCAGAUAUCUUUUCUAUUGGAAUGACAAAUGUGACCUAUACUGCAUCUGAUGCUGAAGGAAAUAUGAUUGUCUGUGAAUUUCAGGUUACAGUUCUAGAUACUGAGCUUCCUGUCUUCCUGAACUGUCCAUCAAACAUGAGUGCCACAACAGAUCCUGGGUCAGCAUUAGCUACUUUGAGUUGGCCUACAGUACUGGCUACUGACAACGAUGGUACCCCAGUUAUUGAUACUGGUCUGACUGGAUUUACAUUCCCUGUAGGGGUUGAGGCUGUGACUUACAAUGCCACAGAUGCUUCAGGAAAUGUAGCAGAAUGUACUUUUUAUAUCACAGUCACAGAUAAUGAGGCUCCCAGUUACACAAACUGUUCUUCUGACUUCAGUGUAGCCGCAGACAAAGGUUCAAUCAAUACCACUGUUAACUGGCAGGUUCCUACAGCUAUGGACAAUGUCAAUACAAUGGCCCUAGUCCUAUCUUCUAACUAUCAACCACCGGUUGUGCUUGACAUCGGAUCAUAUCUCAUCAACUAUACAGCUGUAGAUAUUGCUGGACUUGUUGGAGAAUGUCUUUUUACAAUCACAGUAACAGAUGGUGAAGUCCCAACCAUCACUUGCCCAGCUGACAUUGUGAAUGUAACAGAUCCGGGUCUAGCUGUAGCCUCAAUCUCCUGGUCUGAUGCUGUAGCAACUGACAACACUGGAUCUCUCGCAGUCUCUUCAGACAUUGCCAGUGGUUCUAACUUCACUAUUGGUGAAACAACAGUUACCUACAGUACUACUGAUCCUUCAGGAAACCCUGCUAUGUGCUCUUUUACUGUCACAAUCUCAGAUGAAGAGAACCCAACGCUGUUGAACUGCCCCUCGGCUAUCACCUAUAACAUCACCAACUCCAGCUCACAGGCUGUUGUCACUUGGCCAGCUCCAACAAUUGCAGACAAUUCAGAAAGGGUCUUCACGGUGAUCUCCACUCAUUCAGGCUCCCUCUUUAACUUUGGUGACACAACCGUUGUUUAUCGUGUGCAAGAUCUUGCUGGAAACAUGGCCUCCUGUUCAUUUGUUGUGUCUGUUAAUGAUCAAACCCCACCAGUCAUUGAGGGUUGUCCAUCUAGUAUCAACACAACUACAGAUCCAGGAUCUCCUACAGCAAUGGUGACGUUCCAAUCUCCUAACAUCACUGACAAUCAAGGCACACCUAAUAUCAUGUUGAACAAACAGUCUGGCUCAGAAUUCCCAGUGGGAGACACAGUUGUUACCUACACUGCUACGGAUGGUUUUGGCAAUGAGGCUUCAUGUAGCUUUACUGUAUCAGUGUCUGAUGAGGAACCACCUGUCUAUGUGGGUUGUCCUUUCAAUGUGACUGUCCCCACCGAUAAUGGAACAGCCAGUGCUGUUGUGAACUGGACAGAGCCUGCCGUGUCUGAUAACACGGUAGCAGUCACAUCAACCCCUGCUAUACCUAUAGGAAGUACCUUCAAUCUUGGCAGUACAACAUUCACCUACACAGCUCAAGAUGCCUAUGGCAAUACUGCUCUUUGUCAUGUUAAUGUCAUUGUUUAUGAUGAUGAGCCACCAGUUCUACAGGGUUGUGAUUUUGGUGAUAUCAUCCAGGAGGCAGAUGCAGCAACAGAUCAAGCAGUAGUUGUCUGGACACCUCCAGUGGGUGUGGAUAAUUCAGGUGCCCCUACAGUCUCAGAGAACUACGCUCCAGGAUCAUCCUUCCCUGUGGGUGUCACUACUGUCACCUAUACUGCUACCGAUGUGGCUGGACUCAAUACCACAUGCUCUUUCAACAUCUCGGUGCUUGAUUCAGAGUCCCCAACAUACACCACAUGCCCAAGCAAUGUGGUUGGCUACACAGGAAACGACACCACUGGUGAGGUGAGUUGGUCAGUCCCCACAGUGACUGACAAUGUUGCAGUGGUCUUUGAGAAUCAGACACACUAUCCAAAUGACAGCUUCCCACUCGGAAUCACUACUGUGGUGUACUCUGCUUUUGAUGCGACUGGAAACUUUGGAGAAUGCAGCUUCAAUGUUACAUUAUCUGAUAUUACUCCCCCUGUCAUCAGAGGAUGUCCUUCAAACUUUGAUGUCAAUGCACCAUCAAACGAUAGUGGUUUAGUCGUGACCUGGGAUCCCAUAUCUGCAACAGAUGCCUUUGGCAUUGAUUCACAAAAUUCAUCCCAUUCGAGUGGCUCAGUCUUUGUCAUUGGACCUGGAGUCACUGUGACUUAUAUCUUUUAUGAUCCUAAUGGAAACUUUGCAAGAUGCUCAUUUGUUGUGACUGUACUAGAUGUUGACAGACCAGUUGCAAGUGGAUGUCCAGCAAACAUCACUGUGGAACCUGACCUUGGAUCUCUCAAUGCAACUGUGAACUGGACAGAACCAGUUUUCAGUGAUAACAGUGGCAACUUUACACUGAGCAAUAUGAUACCACCACUCUCUGUGUUUGAACCUGGCACUAGUAUAGUCCUCUAUCAGGCUACAGAUUCCUCUGGCAAUGUUGGCUCUUGUGCUUUUUACAUCACAGUCCAAGACACUAUCCCUCCAAAACUGACUGGAUGCCCAAGCAACAUCAAUGUAACGACCGACCCAGGCAGUUCCACAACCAACGUAUCAUGGUCAGAACCAGUGGCAAGUGAUAACAGUAUUGAGCCCACAGUCACUGUGACCAUACCAUCUGGUAGUUUGUUCACCAUCACAGAAACCUUGGUUACUUACACUGCUACAGAUGCAGCCAGCCUUGUUGCAGAGUGUUCAUUCACAGUUACCGUCAGAGAUGAAGAGUUACCUGUCUUCACCGAGUGUCCAAGCAGCAUCAACCUGACCUUACCUUUCAAUGACAGUAGCCUUAAUGCAACAUGGUCAGAUCCUACCGCAACAGACAACAGCUGGAUAGUCACCGUUACCUCUAGUCUACCUCAAGGCUCAGUACUAGCUCUUGGCUCCUCAUCUGUCACGUACACAGCGGUUGAUCUAUCUGGGAAUCAAGCUCAGUGCAUCGUUACCCUAUUAGUCCUUGAUGAAACUGUCCCUGAGAUCACCUGUCCUUCAGAUAUCAUGGUCAACACUGAUGCUGGUAGGGCUACAGCCACAGUUACAUGGGAUGCAGCCAAUGCCACUGAUAACAGUGGUGUAGUGAGCGUCAUGACUGAUGUAGCAAGUGGAACCAACUUUGCAGUUGGAGACACAGAAGUAACUGCCACAGCCACAGAUGGAUCUGGGAACGUUGCAACCUGUACCUUUACUGUCACAGUGUCAGACAUGGAAGCACCUGUCUUUAUCAUCUGCCCCAGCGACCAGACCUUAUCCCUCCCAAACACCGGAGCCGCUACCCGUGUGGUUAGUUGGACCACCCCAAUUGCUUCUGAUAACACCAUAGUUUAUCAGCUUUCAGUUAAUGCUUCUUCUGGAUCUCCGUUCAGUGUGGGCACCACAUUGGUACGGUACAUAGCCGUUGAUCUCUACAACAAUACUGAAUAUUGUGAUUUCAGUAUUACUAUCAAUGAUGCAAUCCCACCCACCUUUUCCAACUGCAACACUACCACCCUCACACAGUCUACCGAUGUGAACUCGCCCAUUGCCAUGGUGAUCUGGUCUGAACCCACUGCUUCUGAUAACUCUGGUGUAUUCACUGUUACCUCCACAUAUUCACCUGGUGAUUCUUUUCCUGUUGGUGACAAUGUUGUGGAAUACCUGGUUGUUGAUUCCUCAGGGAACAAUGCAACUUGUUCCUUCCUUGUCGUUGUUGAAGACACGGAAGCACCUCAAUUCCCUGGUUGUCCCGUGAUGCUCCUGACUGCCCAAGAUGCUGGAGAGGUUUUUGCUACAGUCACCUGGCAGCUGGUAGCUACUGACAAUGUCCAAGUGGUCAAUGAGACAUCCAGUCAUACCAAUGGUACUCAGUUUGAUCUGGGUAGCACUGAGGUGUCCCUUGUAGCUCUUGAUGCUGCCGGUAACCUUGGAGUCUGUAACUUUACUGUCAUUGUACAAGAUCAAAGUGCUCCUGUCAUCAUGAACUGUCCUGGAACAACAACGUCAACUGCCUUUGUGAAUGCAAACUACAGUGUUGGAUUCUGGGUAGCGCCUACUGCAUCUGAUCCUGGUGGAGAUGUGACACGAACCAGUGACUACCAGCCACUUGAUAGAUUUUUCAUUGGUGACACUCCAGUGACCUAUGUCUUCACUGAUAGUGCUGGCAAUCAGGCUAACUGUACAUUCAUUGUAGAAAUUACUGAUACCCAAGAUCCUGUCAUAACUGGCUGCCCAUCCGAUAUCACAGUGGGUCCAGACCAAGGAUUAGUGACCGCAGUGGUCAAUUGGACAGAGCCUAUCAUCACAGACAACUCUUAUUCUGUGACAGUCACUCAAAAUGAAUUCCCCAACACCGUGUUCAGCGGAGGUUCGGUGACUGUCACCUACAUGGCUACUGAUCCCAGUGGAAACCCUUCCACUUGUUCCUUUACAGUCACAGUCACAGAUUCUGAACCACCAAUGCUCAGUCAAUGCCCAGGAAACAUAACCCGUGCAACAGAUAUUGGUAAUGCUACAGCCUUGAUCUCUUGGGUAGAACCCACUGCCACUGACAAUAGCAUACCACCCAAUGUUACAUCAACGGCAUAUCCUCCUUCAUACUUCAAUAUCGGAGAGACCACUGUGACAUACACUGCUACAGAUGCCUUCCAGCUUACAGAUACUUGUUCCUUUAUAGUGACUGUUAUAGAUGAGGAGUCUCCUGUAAUAUCCAGCUGCUCACCAGACGUGUCGUUUGUAGUUGACACAGAUUCUGACCGGGUAAACGUGACCUGGGCCCUUCCCACCGUUUCUGACAACAGUGGGGUUGUUGGUCUGAUGGCUAACAUUGAUCCAGGCACUGUAUUGAUGGUUGGAGAGUAUGCUGUGACUUACACUGCAACAGACUCAUCAGGAAACACAGAUAAUUGCACCUUUAGUCUCAGUGUGCUUGAUGAAACCCCACCAACUUUCUCUGAUUGUGACCGCACAAUCACUGUUAACACAGACCCAGCCACUCCUACUAGUUUAGUUACUUGGAAUGUAUCUGCAACUGAUAAUAAUGGGGUUCCUACAGUGCAAUCAACAAUGGUCUCUGGAUCGUUGUUUAGUAUCGGCAAUACCACUGUUGACUUCACUGCUACAGACUCAUCGAAUAAUACCAAUACCUGCUCACUACUUAUUCAGGUUAUAGAUAAUGAAAAUCCAAGAUUUGAAAACUGUUCAUCAAACAUCACAGUUAACACUGAUCCCAACUCCAGUGUUGCAAUGGUGACAUGGCAAGAACCUACAGCUAUUGACCACUCAGGUUCAGUAAGCCAGCAAUCUGAUAUUGCUAAUGGAGCAUCAUUCUCCAUUGGACCUACAACUGUUACCUAUACUGCUGUUGAUGCAAGUGGAAACACUGCACUAUGUUCCUUCAUUGUGACAGUCAUCGAUGACCAAUCACCUGUGUUCACUUCCUGCAACACCAGUACCAUCUAUCAGAGCACUGAUCUGGGUGAGAACUAUGCAACGGUCAGUUGGACCCUUCCUACUGCUACGGACAAUGAUGGGACACCUACAAUGAGUUCUACAUCUGACCCACUAGAUCAAUUCUCUUUGGGUCAAACACUGGUAGUUUACACUGCAUCAGAUAACUCUGGCAAUCAAGUCAAUUGUUCUUUCACUGUUGAAGUAACUGACGAUGAGCCACCAAUGUUUUCAGGCUGCCUGACAGCAGGUGUUACGACCAACCUUGGAUCUUCCCAAAGCUUUACAUCAGUUAGCUGGGCAACUCCAACUCUAUCAGAUAACGUCAUGGUUGCCUUCAAUUCAUCCUCCGCUACCCCGGGAUCCAUCUUCUUCUUUGGAACAACCAUUGUAACAUACUAUGCUAAUGAUACGUCAGGCAAUGAAAUGCGUUGCUUGAUUCCUGUUAAUAUUUUAGAUGUGACUGCGCCCAGUCUUGUCACUUGUCCAUCAACGGUUACAUACAACUCUUCUACCUACACACCUGGUCAAGGGCCUCUCUUUGUCACACCUAAUGCUACUGAUGCAGUCGGGAUUCAGUCUGUCACAUCCAAUCUAGGCCCCUAUGAUAACUUCACCCUGGGUGCUACUACAGUUACUUAUGUCUUCAAAGAUCUUGCUAACCUUACCACUUCCUGUGAAUUUGAUGUUAUAGUUGAAGAUGAUGAGAAUCCUACAGUGGACUUCUGUCCCACUGAUCAGACAUUGAUGUUCAAUAGCAAUGGUUCUAGUGUCAUCACAGUGACUUUGAUGCAGCCAAUCUUCUCUGAUAACUCUAAUAAUGUCACCAUUGAGUCAUCUCAUACCAACUUGACUACACUAGCUCUAGGAAACCAUACCAUCACAUAUACAGCCUUGGAUCCCUCUGGAAAUAUGGCUGUCUGUAGCUUUGUCAUCACUGUUGAGGAUACCAUUCCACCAGUCUUGUCUGCUUGUCCUGAUGAUGUCAUUUUAGUAUUAGCCAAUGGUAGUUCAGUAGCCAAUGUGACUUGGUCUGCUCCGACUGCAUCUGAUAAUGGUGAAAUUGCAGAGCUUGUGUCAUCUCAACAGCCUCCAGCAUUAUUCCCUAUUGGUGUAACUACAGUCACCUAUACAGCUAGAGAUACGGCUGGACUUACAUCAUCAUGCUCUUUCAAUGUCACUAUCAUAGAUGUUGAGUCGCCUGUAAUAUCGGACUGCCCUAGCAACAUCACAGUGGAAGUAGGACCAAUGGACUCAACCUCCAAUGUAUCUUGGGUAGAACCAACUGCCAAUGAUAACAGCAACAAUGUUGGUUUGACUUCCUCUCACUCACCUUACAGCAUCUUCUCCAUUGGUGAUACGGAUGUUACAUACACUGCAACAGACGGCUCAGGAAACAUUGAUACAUGCAUGUUUGUUAUAACAGUCCUUGACAAUGUGAAUCCAGUCUUAACUUGCAAAUCCGCAAUCACCAUUGCUACUGACCCCGGUCAAGCUACUGCUUCCAAUAUCAGCUCAUAUAACAUGGCUACAGACAAUUCAGGGACACCAGUAUUGACCUCUAACUUACCCAUGGAUGAAGCUGGUCUAGGAGUGACCCCAGUGACCAUUACAGCUACAGAUGGGUCUUGGAACACAGCUAUGUGUCAAUUCAACAUCACUGUAGUAGAUAAUGAAGGACCGACCUUUACACCAUGUCCAGAAGACAUGCAUCUGAACACAACUAACGUUGCAAGCUGGACCAUCCCUGUAGCUUCAGAUAACACAGGAAUCAUUGCAAGCUCUGUAUUCUCCCAUGAACCCGGUGUCUUCCCUGUAGGACCCACCGUUGUCAGUUACAAUGCCACUGAUCAGUUUGGCAACUUUGGCACAUGCCAAUUCACUGUCACUGUUGAUGCCUCUGGUAGCCCUGUGGUAUCUGGAUGCCCAGCGGACAUAUCUGUUAACUCAUCAGUAGGUACCUUCAGUGCUAAUGUGACCUGGGUAGAACCUACUGCUACCGAUAGUGAUGCGGUCAACACCACUCAGUCACAUUAUCCUGGUCAAUUGUUCCCUAUCGGAGUGACCGAAGUGACCUACAUCUUCACAGAUACCACUGGCAGGUCUACAUCAUGUAUCUUUGAUAUCACAGUCAUAUUACAAGGGGACACUGUGCCACCUGUCUUUGACUUCUGUCCAAGUAACUUCAUUGCAUACACUGAAGUAGGCAAGGGCUUUACCACUGUCUCUUGGCCUGAACCCAUUGCAUCUGAUGCCUCUGGACUACCAGUGACCCUCUCCUCUGACACUGUUAAUGGAGAUAUCUUCCAGGUUUACAACUACACCGUUAUCUAUACCGCCAAAGAUAGCGUCAAUAAUACUGCCAUGUGUGAAUUCACCUUUCAAGUCUUAGAGGAUUUUGCACCAGUUAUUGAGAACUGCACUUCAGAUAUAUCACAGGACACUGAUGCUGGUGCUGCUAAUGCUAUGGUCACCUGGUUGGUCCCAAUAGGCAGCGAUGCUAAUGGUCCAGUUACCACUACUGCAAACUACUCUCCUGGUGCUAUCUUUCCUGUGGGUACAACGGUUGUCAAUUAUGAUGUCAUUGAUGGCACCAAUAACACAGCAAACUGCACGUUUAGUGUCACUAUUUCAGACAAUGAGAUGCCUGCUUUCACGUUCUGCCCAUCUGAUGUGAAUGUCUAUGUUCAAGCCAAUGAAACCUCUGGCAAUGUGACCUGGCCGUUACCCGUUGCUGUAGACAAUGUGGGUGUAGUCAGUCUCGUAACUACUUCCUCGCAGGGUACUUAUAAUCUUGGACCUGUCAAGGUAGUGUACAAUGCCCAAGAUGCUGCUGGCAAUCAGGAGAUCUGCUCGUUUACCGUUCAAGUCAUUCAGGAUCAAAUACCAACCAUAGAAGGCUGCCCCGAUGACAUCACCCAGUCUACUGACCCUGGUGUCAACAAUGCCAGUGUGUCCUGGACUGAGCCUACUGUGACAGAUGACAGAGACAAUGCAACCAUCUCCACAGACAACUACUCUCCUGGAGACACAUUCCCUAUUGGGUCAACAGCAGUCAUGUAUACUGCCACUGAUAUCUCAGGCAAUACUGUUACUUGCUCAUUCACUGUCUUAAUAAGGGAUGAGGAAGAUCCUGUGAUUGUAAACUGCCCCAUGGCAAUCACAGAGUACAUCCCUGUCUCUACGACUAUCAUGGUAACGUGGACAGAACCCACAGCAACAGACAAUAACGACGUAGCAAGUCUGACGGCCAAUGUACAAUCUGGUACAGCUCUUGGAAUAGGAGUCACUGAUGUCAUCUAUACUGCUCUUGAUGAUUCAUCUAACACUGCUACUUGUACCUUUAGGAUUAAAAUCAUAGAGGACAUGCCUCCAACUAUAUCUGGUUGCCCCUCAGACCAGUCAGUAAACACAGACUUUAAUAGUUCCACCGCAGUGGUUACCUGGAGUGAACCAUGGGCUUCAGAUGACCUUGGAAAUGUUACCCUAAGCUCAGACUUUGCCUCAGGUUCAGCCUUUGGUAUAGGUGCUACUCCGGUUACCUAUACUGCUACAGACUCGAGUGGCCAGACAGAAACCUGUACUUUCCGUGUGACAGUUCAGGACCAAGAGGAUCCUGUCCUGCUGAACUGCCCAACUGCUGUAUCUGCCAUUAUCGGCCCUGAUGAGACAACCGUCCCUGUUACUUGGACUCCUCCUACGGCUACUGAUAACUCUGGUGUAGUGACUUUGACUGGAACUAGAAAUCCUGGUGUUGAGUUAUCCAGGAAUCUCUAUCCUGUAAUCUACAUUGCCUUGGAUGCAUCAGGCAACAGUGCCACAUGUAGCUUUAUAAUUACAGUCUCAGAGGACCAACCUCCUGUGAUAUCAAACUGUCCUAGUGACCAGACUGUCAGCACAGAUGCUGGCCAAAACUAUGCUUCUAUAUCCUGGACAGAGCCAUCAGCCACUGAUGAUACAGGCAAUGUUUCAGUCUCUAUCUCUCCAUCAUCAACGCAGUACCCACUAGGAACAACACCUGUCAUAUACACCUUCACUGAUGCUAUUAAUCUAACCAGUACAUGUUCAUUCUCAGUGACAGUGCAGGACAAUGAGGAUCCCGUCAUCACUGAAUGUCCAGUGGACAUUAAUAUGUUGCUGCCUGCCUCUCAGCUACCAGUGACUGUUACCUGGACUGCACCAUCGGCUACUGACAAUACAGGAAAUGUGUCCUUGUCUGUCAACAUUGAAUCUGGGAUGUCUUUCCCAGAAGGUACUCAUGAAAUCAGCUACACUGCUACUGAUAGCUAUGGCAACUCAGACACCUGCUUGUUUAGUAUCAUUGUAGCAGUUGAUGAGCCACCUACGUUCACAUUCUGCCCAUCUUCAAUCAACAUGGCUACUGAAACUGGUGUGGAUUAUUCUUCAGUGUCAUGGUCUCCAGCUACAGCUACUGAUGAUAAUGGUGAUGCUACCCUCUCAUCAGACUAUCAGUCAGGGGCAAACUUCAACAUUGGAACUACAACGGUUACCAUUACAGCUGUUGACUCAGCUGGAUCUUCCUCAACUUGUACUUUUGAUGUCACUGUUAAUGAUGAAGAGAAUCCAGUGUUAUCAAACUGCCCAUCAGACAUCACAGUGUACGUAUCCAACUCAUCAGAAUCAGCCAUUGUCACUUGGACUGAGCCAUCAGUAACUGACAACUCUGGAGAGAGUAUCGUACCAAGCUCAAAUGCUGCAUCUGGAGCCAGCUUUGGACAGGGUAGCACCAUAGUCCUCUAUUCCGCCACCGAUUCUUCUCAGAAUCUCGAUACCUGCAGCUUUGUUGUUAUUGUACAAGUUGCUACCAGCCUUAGUCAAUUUGAAGCUAACUUGAAAUUGAACAGGAUCCAAGAUCAGGUUGGUCCCUAUACAUCUGGUGAUGUGACUUCUAGUGCAUCCAAGUUACGAGAUGAUCUUGAAAACCUGUUCCGUCAGAGCUCAGUCAGCACUUACUUUGCUGGGGUUCAGAUCACGUCAUCUACCGUAGAUCCGGCCGACAAUCUCUCUGCAGACUAUUUACUCACUCUCUACUUCAGAGACAAUGUAGCUGUCACUGAAACAGCAAUAGAGGGUGCUUUUGAUGCAGCUCUUGUCAAUAACAAGUUUAACGUCAACAAUGGAGUGGCUCAAGCUAAUGACUUCUACAUCUCCCCAGGCGCAUGCUCAAGCACACCAUGCCAGAACUUCGCUACUUGUAUAGAUUUGAACAGGGUGGACUUUGAAUGCACAUGCACCUCUGCCUACACCGGUACACUCUGUACAGAUGAUGUUAAUGAAUGUUUAAACAAUCCUUGUGGAGUGAACCAAGACUGUAAUAACAACAUCGGAAGCUACACCUGUCAAUGUUCAGAAGGAUUUACCAUUGUCGGUGAUCAAUGUAUUAAAGUGGCGACAUCGCUUGGUGGUGCAUUUGAUAUUGAGAUGAUUGAUGGAGCUCCAGCUGUCUUCAGUUCAGACCUUAAUGAUGAGAAUUCUGCAGCUUAUACAAACCUUGAAUCUAAGGUCACUUCUGCUCUUGAUGGCAUCUACAACGGUACCACUGGAUACCUUGGGUCAGGGGUCAUUUCGUUUGCUAGCGGUAGUAUCAAAGUGGAAUAUGAACUUCUCUUUGAGAGUGAAGUGGAUGCCACAAGCAUAGAUAGCAUGCUCAAUAGAAGUAUCAGUCAAUCGACCGGUGAGAUUGGUCAGACUAAUAUUAUCGUCGAACCUUCUACAGUUGUAACAGUACAAGAACUCUGCCCAGCGGAUUACUGUGGGAAUAAUGGUGUUUGUGUCAUCACAGUUGGACUUCAGAGCCUUUGCAUCUGUGACACCAACUUUGAAGGUGACCAAUGUGAGAUCAACCUGAACAGUAUACCAACUUACAUCAUUGUCCUGAUCGUAGCAGCAGGUCUUCUUGUUGUCAUCGUCAUUGUCCUCCUUGCAUUGUGCUUCUUCAUCAUGAGGACGUCCAAUGACAAGGAGUCUGGCAACUUCAUCUACAGCGUAGAAGGAGGACAUGAGAACUUCACGUUUGGUCACACCCGUGAUGACAUGGUCCAUAUGCGCGGUCCGGGAAGAUCAAAUGUUAAUCAUGCCAACGACAGUGGCAGGUCAGAUAUGAGGAUGUCGAGGGAGAAUGAAAGGCAUCAAGAAAGAGACUACGACCAUCAGCAUCAUCGACGCAAGAAGAAAUAUGGAGAGCGCUUCUACCAUAAUACUCCACCACCAUCGUAUAACGGUACUGGAGUGGCAAUGGGUAGAGAUGCAUUAGAACAACCUUCUUCACGAUCUCGUCAUCAACCUCGACCACUCAUCCAGGAUAUAGGUUCUGCUCCAAGGGAUGAUGAUGUGAAUAUUCAUCAACUCUAUGCAGACAGACGAGGCAAUGAUCCUCAACUUAUUAGUGAUGCACCCAACACAACAUCAAACCAGCAGCCAUAUAUAGCCACUGGACAGGAGGCAGCUACGGUCUAUGGUCAUCGUAAUGUGGAAAAUGAACCUGGAUAUUUCUGAGCAAAGAUAGAUGCAAUUGUGUCAUCUGAUAAUGAAUGUUACAUAAAGUAGAUGAGAUGUUGAAAAGCUGAUGGACAGGGAAGCUCUCCUCUCUCUGGGUUGAACAGCGACGGUUCAAAGGUCAUCUAUACAAAUCAGGCUGAAUUCGUAUUAAAAACAAUUUUUAUGGCUUUCUUAAUUGACAGUACUAAUAUUUUUGCAUUAAAAGUAUUCAUACAUCUAUCAUGCUUAUUUUUUUAUAGAAAUAUAUUUUGUAAUAGACAUUAAGAUAUUCUUCAAACCAAAGUCUGAUGCAUUGUGCUUUUCUAUGUACCAAAGAGCUGCCAAAUUGUUGAAUUUGUAGAAAAUAAUUUGGAAAAGUGCGAGAAAAAAGCGCUAUUACUGAUACAUGCGUAAUUGACAUGAUUUUAUUUAGGUUAGAUUUUACAUUAUUUAUUUCUGAGUAAGAUUUUUAAAUGGAGGUGCUUUUUUAAUAAAGGUAGAAUUAAAAAUCAUUCACACAACAAACAACUCAUGAGAAUAAACAAGUAAACAUUUUCACUCUUCUCUUUCUCCCUUUCUCUCUCUUGUGAUUUAUUUAUGAUGGUAAUAUUUAUUCAACAUAUCAUAUAUGAUGAGCUCAUGAAAGAAAAAAGGCACGAAACAAAUUUUGAUUACUAUGAUAUAUGUAAAAUGAUCACCUUUGAGAAAACCUGGAAACUCUCAUCAUACUCUCUUACAUCACUGUUAAAUGAUAGAUAUCAUCUGUCCUUAUAUAUCUUCACUUGUAAAAGAGAUAUAUUCCCUUGAAAAUAUAGUAUAGCUUAAAAAGUGAACUUUGGUUUAAGAAAACAAACGAUUGUAUUGCCUUUGUGUUGACGCUCAUGUCUUUUCAAGACUAAUAUGUGAAAUGUUAAAGAAUUAACUUGUGCAAAUAAUCUUGUGAUUUGUGUCAAGGUAAUUUACAAAUAAUAGUUUCAACUUUUUAAUUCUAGAUUUUUGCAAUGUUACAAUGUAAUUUGUCUUCAUAGGAGACAUUUUUUUGCAAUUUCAGGAAUCCAUGAAUGCUUAUGCAAUAUUUAGUAUGCUGCUACUGGUGAACUUUUACAACCUUUUCUCCUUUCCAUUGUUUUUAACAUGUUUAAAAUGAUUCAUUUUGCAUGUUCUUUAAAUAAAAAACUUCAUUGUUCUUUUAAAGUGUGUUUGAUAUGUGACACGGGAUUAUUCAUACCUCCUCCACAAAUGCGCUCACAGUUUUUUUAUACAGAACUUUGCAUAUGAUUUAUAUCUUGAGUCAUACAAGUUUAAAGAUAUGUUCCAUCACUGUUUGUCUGUCUCGUUUUAAAGAAAAGCUUUAUGAAACAUGUUAAUGUGUGCUGUCAUGCCAAUGAUGUUACUAUUUUGUAUUUGAUUUUAAUGUAGAUCUUUUUAUGUAUACUUCUACUCAGAAAGAUUAAUUAGUUUUAGAUUUUCCUUUGUAUGUAUGAAAAAUAUUAACCUAUGAGGUACUUUAUGGAUAUUACUCUUUUUAACUAUGAAUAAUAAAUAUCUAUAUAUAUUGGUGACUUCGCUCUAUUCUUCUUCAUUGUUCAAAUGUAUUCUAUUUUUUAUUCAUGUUUAUGAUUGCUCAGGGUAACUUUGGUAUUCUGUGAGGUGUUUCAUCAUUGUUUUCUGAUUUUAUAUUUGAUAUUUAUAUACUAUUUGUGUUUCAGAAAUAUGUGUCAUUUGAUAUGUAAUGUGAUGAAUAAAUGAGAUUAUAAAUGAAA
Messenger RNA from Lytechinus pictus (painted urchin), 27260 nucleotides. Its product is annotated as mucin-3B-like. Gene Ontology annotation, cellular component: membrane. Gene Ontology annotation, biological process: homophilic cell-cell adhesion. Gene Ontology annotation, molecular function: calcium ion binding. Bases 142 to 25515 code for a protein of 8457 amino acids. The transcript is spliced from 110 exons. Lineage: Eukaryota; Metazoa; Echinodermata; Echinoidea; Temnopleuroida; Toxopneustidae. The record is from RefSeq and is a predicted model, not a curated record.